AUGGCCCAGCGGAUGCCCCCUCCCAAACGGCCGGUGUUGGUUCUUCAGAAUGAAGCGCUGUACCCGCAGCGGCGCUCCUACACCAGCGAGGACGAGGCCUGGAAGUCCUUCCUGGAGAACCCGCUCACCGCAGCCACCAAGGCGAUGAUGAGCAUCAACGGCGACGAGGACAGCGCGGCCGCCCUGGGCUUGCUCUAUGACUACUACAAGGUUCCAAGAGAGAGACGGUCAUCCACAGCCAAGGCCGAUGGUGAGCACCCGGAGGCAGAUCACAGCAAAAGAGGCAGCAUGCCGAACGUGACUGAGCAGCCCCUCAUUUCUGCCGGAGAAAACAGAGUGCAGGUUCUGAAAAAUGUGCCAUUUAACAUUGUCCUUCCCCACGGCAACCAACUGGGCAUCGAUAAGAGAGGCCAUCUGACCGUUCCGGACACAACCGUCACCGUCUCCAUAGCGACGAUGCCGACCCACUCCAUCAAGACAGAAACGCAGCCGCACGGCUUUGCUGUGGGGGUCCCUCCGGCGGUGUACCACCCCGAGCCCGCUGAGCGGGUGCUGGUUUUCGACCGGAACCUCAGCACCGACCAGUUCAGCUCUGCGGCUCAGCCCCCAAACGCUCAGAGGCGAACGCCAGACUCCACUUUCUCAGAGACCUUCAAGGAGGGCGUGCAGGAGGUUUUCUUCCCCUCGGACCUCAGCCUGCGGAUGCCUGGCAUGAACUCAGAGGACUAUGUUUUUGACAGUGUUUCUGGGAACAACUUCGAGUACACGCUGGAAGCCUCCAAAUCGCUUCGCCAGAAGCCGGGAGACAGCACCAUGACCUACCUGAACAAAGGCCAGUUCUACCCCGUCACCCUGAAGGAAGUGAGCAGCAACGAGGGGAUCCACCACCCCAUCAGCAAAGUGCGGAGUGUGAUCAUGGUGGUGUUUGCGGAGGACAAGAGCCGGGAGGAUCAGCUGCGGCACUGGAAGUACUGGCACUCGCGGCAGCACACGGCCAAACAAAGGUGCAUUGACAUCGCCGACUACAAAGAAAGCUUCAACACCAUCAGCAACAUCGAGGAGAUCGCGUAUAACGCCAUUUCUUUCACCUGGGACAUCAACGACGAGGCAAAGGUGUUCAUCUCUGUGAACUGCCUGAGCACGGACUUCUCCUCCCAGAAGGGCGUGAAGGGCCUGCCGCUGAACAUCCAGAUCGACACCUACAGCUACAACAACCGCAGCAACAAGCCCGUGCACCGGGCCUACUGCCAGAUCAAGGUCUUCUGCGACAAGGGAGCCGAACGGAAAAUCAGGGACGAAGAACGAAAACAAAGCAAAAGAAAAGUUUCUGAUGUGAAGGUGCCGCUGCUUCCCACGCACAAACGCAUGGACAUCACGGUCUUCAAGCCCUUUGUGGAUCUGGACACGCAGCCUGUGCUCUUCAUUCCCGACGUGCACUUCGCCAACCUGCAGCGGGGCCCUCACGUCCUUGCCAUGGCCUCGGAAGAACUGGAGGGGGAAGGCUCGAACUUGAAGAGGGGGCCGUACGGGUCCGAGGACGAUUUUGUGGUCCCCCCGCCGGCUAAGCUGGCCCGGACCGAAGAGCCGAAGAGAGUGCUGCUCUACGUGCGGAAGGAGGCAGAGGAAGUCUUCGACGCCCUGAUGCUCAAGACUCCAUCCUUGAAGGGCCUGAUGGAGGCCAUCUCGGACAAAUAUGAUGUUCCCCAUGACAAGAUUGGGAAAAUAUUCAAGAAAUGUAAAAAAGGGAUCCUGGUGAACAUGGAUGACAACAUCGUGAAGCACUACUCCAACGAGGACACCUUCCAGCUGCAGAUGGAGGAGGUGGGGGGGUCGUACAGGCUCACCCUCACUGAGCUUUGAGGCGCCCCGGCCCCGCCCCGCAGUUCUACGAAGGCGUUGCCUCGGCCUCGCU
Myotis davidii is the source of this 1912-nucleotide messenger RNA. It is a transcript of the gene GRHL1, whose product is annotated as grainyhead like transcription factor 1. The record is from RefSeq and is a predicted model, not a curated record. Gene Ontology annotation, molecular function: DNA-binding transcription activator activity, RNA polymerase II-specific; RNA polymerase II cis-regulatory region sequence-specific DNA binding. NCBI's taxonomy places the organism in Eukaryota, Metazoa, Chordata, Mammalia, Chiroptera, Vespertilionidae. The transcript has 16 exons. Gene Ontology annotation, cellular component: nucleus. Gene Ontology annotation, biological process: regulation of transcription by RNA polymerase II. The coding region runs from base 1 to 1860 and encodes 619 amino acids.